AUGCCCCUCGGGAGAGGCAGGAGCCGGGUGAGCGCCCUAGAGCGCGGCGAGGUGGAAGGGGCCCCCGCGGAGGCGGCGUCCGGGCCCACGGCGCGGCCCCAGGCCGAGCGGAUUCUGCUCCGGGGCAUCUUCGAGAUCGGAAGGGGCAGCUGCGACGUGGUGCUGAGCGAGCGCGCCCUGAGCUGGCGCCCCAUUCUGCCCGAGCGCCCCGCAGGUGAUUCCAAAUGUGAGUUGAAGUGCAAAGAAGAAUUUAUUGAGCUGAAGGACAUAUUCUCUGUAAAACUGAAACGGCGUUGUUUUGUUAAGCAGCAGGGAAAUGGUACUUUAUUAGGUAUCACACUUUUCAUCUGCUUGAAAAAGGAGCAAAAUAAAUUGAAGGAUUCUACACUUGAUCUUAUCAAUUUAAGUGAAGACCACUGUGACAUAUGGUUUAGACAGCUGGAAAAAAUUCUGGCAGGUUUUCCAAACAGGCCCAAGUCACUGAAAAUAUUCCUCAACCCCCAGAGCCACAAAAAAGAAGCUGUCCACAUCUAUCAUGAGAAGGUUGAGCCUCUGCUGAAGCUCGCAGGAGUGAGCACGGAUGUAACCAUCACAGAAUAUGAAGGGCAUGCUGUUUCACUGCUUAAGGAAUGUGAACUCCAGGGAUUUGAUGGUGUUGUCUGUGUUGGAGGCGAUGGAUCUGCUAGUGAAGUGGCCCAUGCUUUACUUCUGAGAGCCCAGAAGAGUGCUGGGAUGGAGGCAGACCAUGUCCUGUGUCCUGUCAGAGCACAGCUUCCCCUUGGCUUAAUACCAGCAGGAUCAACUAAUGUUCUGGCUCAUUCUCUUUAUGGGAUCCCUCAUGUGGUAACAGCAACUUUGCACAUUAUCAUGGGACACCUGCAGCCAGUCGAUGUCUGCACGUUUAGCACCUCUGGCAAACUUCUUCGCUUUGGCUUCUCAGCCAUGUUUGGCUUUGGUGGAAGAACUCUGGCUCUAGCAGAAAAGUAUCGAUGGAUGUCUCCUAACCAAAGGAGAGAUUUUGCUGUGAUUAAGGCACUGACAACACUUAAGCCAGAGGAUUGUACAAUAUCAUUUUUACCACUUAACAACUCUCAGGAUGAACUCCAGAGACAAGGCUCUCCCAAGUCUGGCUGCAGUGACCACUGGCAAAUGCUACAGGGUCAGUUCCUGAAUGUCAGCAUCAUGGCAAUCCCUUGUCUUUGUUCUGUGGCACCUAGAGGUUUGGCACCUAACACUAGAUUAAAUAAUGGAAGCAUGGCUCUUAUAAUUGCACGAAACACUACUCGGCCAGAAUUUAUAAAACACCUGAAACGAUAUGCCAGUGUAAAAAAUCAGUUCAGUUUUCCAUUUGUGGAGACAUAUACUGUUGAAGAAGUAAAGGUUUGCCCAAGGACUAAUACCAGUGGAUACAAUGAAUCAGAACCUGCUUCAGAAACCAGUCUCCCUUGGAAUAUAGAUGGUGAUUUAAUGGAAGUUGCAUCAGAAGUUCAUGUGAGAUUACACCCAGGGCUUAUCAGUCUUUAUGGAGGAAGCCUAGAAGAAAUGAAUGAUUGCAACGUAACAUGUAAUUGUUUAUAAAAAAAACUAACUAGAAUUUUAAUA
Molecule: messenger RNA, 1602 nt
Organism: Dipodomys spectabilis (banner-tailed kangaroo rat)
Lineage: Eukaryota; Metazoa; Chordata; Mammalia; Rodentia; Heteromyidae
Gene: Cerkl
Product: ceramide kinase like
Molecular function (GO): kinase activity
Source: RefSeq, a predicted model, not a curated record